AAAGGAGCAGCUACUCAGGUGUUCUCAAUGCAAAGUUGCAAGAUACUGUGGUGCAAGCUGUCAGAAAGAAGCCUGGCUGGACCAUAAACGGGAAUGCAAAUGUAUUAAAGAUAUUGACCCUAAUUUUCCUCCUGACUCAGUGAGGCUUGUUGGCAGGAUUAUUUUCAAAGUAUUAAGGCAAUCGGUAUGCCCAUCUGAAGAGCUGUAUUCUCUUUCUGAUCUUCAGUCAAAUGUUGAUGAAUUGAGUGAAGACAUGAAAGAGGGUCUUAGGCAUCUUGCUAAGACUCUGCAGCUGUAUUUGACGGUGGAAAUCCAAGAUGUUUCUCAGCUUUUGCCGGCCUUAGAUAUUUUUCAGAUCUUUGCAAAAGUGACCAGUAACUGUUUCAGCAUAAGCAAUGGAGAAAUGCAAGAUGUUGCUGUUGGACUUUAUCCCAGCAUGUCCUUGUUGAACAACAGUUGUGAUCCUAAUUGUGUGGUCAUCUUUGAGGGUCCCCAACUCCACCUUCGGUCCGUUCGGGAAAUGCAAUUGGGAGAAGAGCUCACCAUCAGUUAUACUGAAACUAUAAUGCCCACUCUGGAACGUCAGCAGAAUCUGAAGCGUCAGUAUUGUUUUGAAUGUGAUUGUGCCAUGUGUUCCACACAAAGCAAGAAUGGGAGCAAGUUCUGUUGUCCUGUCAGACGUUACUGAAGAGGAACACCUCUCGUCUCCCAGACACCAACAUAUAUCAGCUAAAAUUACUUGACCUUGCCAUGGAUGCCUGCAUAAACCUGGGCCUUUGGGAAGAAGCUCUGCAUUAUGGUAACCGAACUUUGGAGCCCUACCGGUUUUAUUAUCCCGGCUUCCAUCCUUUGAGGGCUAUCCAGAUGAUGAGAGUGGCCAAGUUGCAGUUCCACCAGGACAUGUUCUCUCAGGCCCUUGAAACCCUGAAACAGACUUACGAUCUUAUGAAAGUAACCCAUGGGAUAGAGCACAGCUUCAUGCAGGACCUGAUGAUACUUACAGAAGAGUGGGAGGCUAGCAUGCUAUUAAAAUAAAGAUAAAGAUGAUGCGCAACCUAGCAGGACAACAAAAAAGAGACUCCGAAGAAAACAAGUAUCUUCCUCAGCCAAACAUAUGGCAGUAAAAUCGUCAUAUAUAUUGAGUAGAUUUCCUUUGAUGUGAACACUGCAAAGAAAAAUAGUCUGAUUGUUUUGUUAUGUAAGCUGCCCAUUAUUACUUUUGCUAAUUCUACAAAUGAAAAUUUUCAACAGUCAGUAAUUCCAGCAGGAACUGCUUCCUGCUGAGAAGUGGGUUGAAAAGACACCAGGAAAAUUCCAAGCUACAAUUUGGUUGUAAUUGAAAGUAUAGGGAAUGCUAAUUCAUGUAAGUGCAUUAUUAGAUGGGUAUAAAUUAAGAAUCAUACAUCCAAAUACAUCAUACAUCCAAAUUACAAAUAUUUAAAUUUUAGUUUCAUCAGUCUCCUUUUGCCUUAUCCUAAAUUUCUCCCUCUUUUUUGAAGUGUUGUCAUUUCCAGGUAUGCAAUGAUUUGCUUUGUUUAUUUUAGAUGUAUUUUUAUCCCCCUUUUAUUGAUUUUUAUGAAUAAUUCAAGAUGAUAAACAUAGCUAAUAUUUCCUUCUCCUGUUUUCCCACCACAACAACCCUGUUAGGUGGUUGAGAGAGAAUAACUGGAGUCUGGACCAAAGUUACCGAGCUGGUAUUCAUGCCUAAGGCAUGACUAAAACUCAGUUUCCUUGCAUUUCAUAAUCCUUGCAUAUUAGUUGCAUAGCAUGCUUAUUGUUCGAUUAUUAAUCAUGGAAACUACAGAUCCAACCUAGAUGCAAACUUCUAACAGUGUAAUUUGUUAGUGAUUCUGAGUGAUUCUGCCCUGAGUGAUGUAUCAGCAUCAGAGAAGGAGGAGAGAGG
Molecule: messenger RNA, 1903 nt
Organism: Thamnophis sirtalis
Lineage: Eukaryota; Metazoa; Chordata; Lepidosauria; Squamata; Natricidae
Source: RefSeq, a predicted model, not a curated record